CAGAAAUAUAAGCACGUCACGCAACAGAACGAGAAACGAGAAGUACCUCAGAAGACAGAAACCAAAGAGACAAGAUCAGAUAAUCAUCUCCUAGUUCGGGUAUCACAGGACAAGUACACCUCCACCAGGCAAGAAAAGAAAAGAAAAGAAAAGAAAAGAAACGAAACGAAACGAAACGAAACGAAACGAAACGAAACGAAACGAAACGAAACGAAACGAAGCGAAACAAAGCAAAAAAUUGACUGCGGAAAUGGCCUGUGCUUCGCCUGUACUCCCCUCCCUGGACCCCUCCAAGAAAGACCACCAGCACCUGCAUUGCUCCAUCUGCCUGGACCUCUACACAGACCCAGUGACGACGGUGUGUGGCCACACCUUCUGUCUCAGCUGCUUGGACCGCAACCGGCUUCACAACGACAUCACGUGCCCGCUGUGUAAGAGCUUCCUGAGCGGCAGCGGGCAGAUGAAGGUCACCGUGGUGCUGAAGGCUCUGGUGGCGGAGGAAGUGGAGGCGCUGCGGAGUGUGCAGGCCAAUGCCUAUUGCGAGUCACCGGGCGAGGUGCCGUGCGACCUGUGCCCGGCGAGCAGGAGGCUGCGGGCGGUCAAGUCCUGCCUGGUGUGCCUGAGCUCGUACUGCGGCGCGCACCUGAGGCCGCACGCGGACCGGCCGAGGCUCAAGGGGCACAAGCUGGUGGCGCCGCUGUCCGAUCUGGACCAGAGGGCCUGCUUGACUCACGGGCGGGCGCUGGAGCUGUACCGGACCAAGGGCAAGGGCAAGGACAGGGCCUGCCUCUGCGCUAUGUGUGUGGAGGAGGGAGAUGUGGUCAUCCCAAUGGAAACGGCCCGGGACAGGAAGAAGUCUGAGUGGGGGAAAAUCAAGAGCGACAUUAAAGAGAAAAUCCAGGAGAGGGGAAAUAAACUGAAAGAGUUUCAGAACUUGGCUCUGGACUGUAAGACUCAGAUAGAGGCAGAGAUGAAGGAGCUGAAGGGGGUGUUUGUGGAGGUCAUGAAGGCCGUGAGGAGGGCUGAGGAGGAGGCGCUCGGGCCUCUAGAGGAGAGGAGGAGGAGGGUGGACGAGGAAGAGCAGGAGCUGCGGCGGGAGCUGGAGGAGGAGAUCGGGAAACUUGAUGACAUCGUGACGGGGCUGAGAAAGUUGGAGGACGAAGAGGAUCACAUUCAGUUUAUUCAGAGCUGUCCUUCAGACCCUGUCCCGAAAGGAAUCAGGGACUGGACAGAUGUUACUAUGGAUACAGACCUCAGUUUGGGUAGUUUGAGGAAUAUCCAGGUGACCAUGACGGCAGAGAUAGAGGCUGAGCUUGAGAAGCUAACAACUCUGGAGAUGAGCAGAAUCCAGAAGUUUCUUGUUGACAUAACCCUGGACCCAGACACAGCCCACCCCCAACUGAUCGUGUCCGAGGAUGGGAGGGAGGUGACCUACGGGGACGAGAGGCUGGAUGUCCCUGACGGUCCCCAGAGGUUCGACACGUUCGGCAGCGUCCUGGCACAUAAUGCACUGAGCUCCAGCGGCCCCAUCUACUGGGAGGUGGAGGUGGGGGACAAGACCGGCUGGGACAUUGGAGUGGCGAGCGAGGAGGCCAAUCGUAAGGGGGCGAUCUCUUUCAAGCCCAGUGAGGGUUACUGGGCCCUCGUGCUGUACGGGGAGGGCCAGUACGCAGCUCUGGACGAUCCCAGGGUCAGCCUCCCCCUACAGACGAAGCCACGGAAGGUGGGGGUGUUUGUCGAUCGCGACGAGGGCUUGGUGUCAUUCUAUGAUGCAGAGGUCAAAGGUCACAUCUACUCGUUCACUGGCUGUUCUUUCCCCAAGGGCAUGAAGCUCUUCCCCUACUUCAGCCCCCAUCUUUCCAACGGACAGAAGAACUCAGAGCCGUUGGUCAUAUCCCCUGUCAAACAGUGACCACUAGGUUCUAUAGGAUAAUUUGUGUCAAACUCCCUAAAGUCUGAUGAGAUAAUAUUUUAGUAUAUGCUUUUAUAUGAGGGAGUGUGUAUGUGUAGCACAGCUAUACAUGCGUGUCUCACAAAAAUAAUCAAUGACAACUGUUUAUUUAUAUUUCUUGUAAUUUUUUAAAAAGUCAACACUGUUAUGAAGCUUUAUCUUCCCCCUCUCUUGUUGUCACUGUAAGAAAUCAAGCGCUUAAGGUGUUUUUUGUCUUUGUGCAAAGCAGACAGGUUGUUUCUUCAUUGUUGAAUGAUAAGGAAUGAGUUGCAUUCACAUUUUCUACCACAACUACCACGUAUUUGCAAGAGAUAGCUGUGUUGGUUCCCUUGUGAGAUCUUUUGAAUAUUUUGUUUAGCUGACUCAUAGCAGUGCUAACCGAUGCAAUUGGCUUUGUUCAGAUGCUGCUAUUCAGAAACAAAUGGAUGAGACAAAACACACAAUUGGUAUGCGGGCCGAAUCUCAAAUUUAAACCACCCAAGAAACAGUCUUGUGGGCCGGAUUUGGCAUGCAGGUUGGGAGUUUAAGACCACUAGCCUGAACCAUCUUAACACUAACUUACAAAAAGCCGCACAGGGUAGGUUAGAAAAAAUAAAACAAUAAAACAAAAUUAGAUGCAUUUGUAAUGCAACAUGACACACACACACACACACACACACACACACAAACUGUAGACUAACAUCAUAUUCCCAUUAGUACCUUUAAAGUCAGAUAUACUUAGAAAUGAUGUGACCUCUUUUCUGUGUCAUGCAUGCCACACCUGAGUAGGUCUGCCAGUGCCAAAUUAUUUAUUUGUACACAAGCAAUGGGUUCUUUGUAAAGAGCUUUUAUAGCAUUGUAGAAUUUUCCAUUGAUACCAAAUGAAAGUCAUUUAAACAACAAAAGGUCUCGGUUAACACAAUCAAACGCCUUUUUGAAGUCAACAAAGCAGGUAAAAGUACUUUUACCCUUGUCCAGACGAGCUCUUACCACAGAGGAUAACACAUAAAUAUGAACAAUACAGGCCCUGUUUUUCCUAAAACCAUUCUAUUCAUCUACCAACCCUCCAUAAACCUCCAAAAACGUAUUAAGUCUGUUGUUAAGGACACCUGAGUAGAUUUUAUAGACUGUCAUUAUAGGGUCAUCUUUUAUAGAUUUUGGGAUGGGUUUGAUAAUUGAUCACUUUAAUCUUUUUCCCACUUUUUUAAUAUUUGACCAAAGGUGUGAAAGCUUUAAAGACAAAAACGCCCAGCGUUGUCGUGUAAACGUAGCCUUAAGGCUCAUUUACAUGACAACGCUGGUCGUUUUUGUCUUCACCGCUUUCACACCUUUAACGAAACCGGUCAAAAAAACAUUUGCGUUUACACACAGAGGUGAAAACGCCAAGUUGCCCAGAAGAAGCACGCCAGUGGGUGUUCCCGACAGUAGCUAUGCAAAUGCCUUUCCUCGUCAAUGAGCGCUCUCAAAAUCUAAACAGAAAUGUAAGAUAAUGUCAAGCACACUCUAUAUCGUGAAUGUUUGCACAACCAUUGAGAGCUAAUGCACAGUAUUGCUUUUCAGUUUCUGUCUUGUAAUGUUAUUGUAUAUGGCCCCCUAGAAUAAUAUCGAAUGUCUAUCAGAACUGCCCGCCGCCAAACACCUGAAGUUGGCAACCCUUUAUUUCGCAUGCACGGUUAAUAUAGGCGACGGACAUUCGCCUACAUUAUUUACUGAAAUGUAAAGGAGGCCAUGCGUGCCAGUAGCUAUUGUGGUAUCAGACACUCCAAAUGAUUUAGGGUAGGCUAUUUUAUUUAUUUGGGCUACGCAAAGCACAGGGCAGCCUGUGUGGCAGUGUAUUUCGAGGUAUUUGUGAGACGUUUCGUUGGAAUGGCUAUCAAAAUAUUUUCGGUAUGGUUUGGGAUUUAAUUUAGCCUACUUUUAGACUGUCUGAUUAUAUCGCUAAAUGUUGGGACUGAUGAACACUGAAAUCUGGGGGAUAUUCGAUGGUUUACUAUUAAGUUUCAUGUCGUUGAAAGUGUCGGGAUUUCCACCAGCUGUUUGUGAGAGAAUUCGUUGAGCAUGCUCUGUCUGUGCUAAAUUAAAUUGAGUUAUUUGCAUCGCAGCCACAAGUAGGCUAGGCUAGUUGCUGUGUGCGUACUCCUGCUCAAACAAAAUGUGUGCGCGUAGGCUAGUUCUGCAUUAAGUUGAUUAUAGGCUACGUGUUCAUUAACUCUUCUAGCAGGGGGAGGUGGUGGAUUUAAAAGUAGCCUAGACUAUUUUGGCGCAGGUUAUUGUUUAUGCAUUGUCCUUGGUCGUCGAAAUCAUGCAGAAUUGCAACGUUUUGUUCCAGCAUUGUCAACAAGUGCAGCAGAUCUGUGAUCCAGCAUUGUUGUUGUUCUGCCAAGGGUCUAGUCAGGUGAGGUCAAGCGCGGGGACUGGACUAGAAGUUCGAGGUGGGGUUAUAAAAACCCCAGAUGUGCCUUUACACGGCAAAACGAAAACGGGGUUUUCAAAAACCUCCACCUUGGAAGCAGUUUUCGAAAAACCAUAGUUUUCAGCCUCCAAAAUGGUGUCGUCGUGUAAACGCAAGGCCUAAUUGAUGAAAAAAAACACAGUUUUAAAGAAAAAAGUCGUCGUGUAAACAGGGCCUUAUUCACUUUUAAACGUGAGGCUAGCAGGCGAGAUGCUAAUGGUCUAAACAGAUGAUCUAUGCUAGCCCGAGCUAAAAGUUGUAUCACCAGAAUCACAGAAUGGCUGGAUGAACGGGAAAAAGGUAAAUAUCGUAUAAAAAAGGUAAAUGUAUUGUUUUGUUCGAGGGGAGGUGGAGAAUUAGCUUAAUUCCCCAAAAGGUGGAAUAUCCCUUUAAUUCAAUAAAACGAUAGAACACCAGAGUGAACCGUCAUAAGGGAGACAAGGGACAUACAGGUAUAUUGAGCUAUCUUGAGUAAAACAGCUGCAUGCAUCCCUUACUGAGAGGGAAGACAGCAGGCCAUAUAGGAGGUGGGGGUAUCCAGCCAGACUGACAUUAAAUGUUUUCACAUAACCAUAGUAACCUCUGUACUGGGAGUACAAAAAUCUGUUUCUUAUAAUGUUCUGUAAAUUAUAGCCUACUUCAAUAAUAAAUAAAACAAACUAGAAAAGCACUCAGAGAGCGCAAGCGCAAACCUCCGCAAAGCGAAAAUAUAUCCGCCUUCUGGAUCCUGAUGGUGAUCCGGAUCACUCCCAGUGGUUUCUUCCUUGGGUCAAUUCAGACCUUCCUUGAAAAUUGACUUGAAAUCCUUCCAGAACUUUUUGAGUUCUCUAGUGAUCUUGCGAACAAACAAACAAACAAACAAACAAACAAACAAACAGAUAGACAGACAGACAAAUAAACCUCGAUGAAGACAUAAUAAUAAUAAAAGUAAUAAAAUAAUAAAAGCCUUUAUUGUUUGUAAGCCUUUAAAAUCUAUAUGAUGGGAUAGGUGCAUGGCUUACUAUUAAAUUAAAUUUAGGUUAUACUGUAUAUGGAUUAUGGAUUAUGAUUACUCAGACCCAAUACACUUUUUUUCCAUGAUGGAUCAUACUGCAUCCUGUGGUUUAAGUAUUUUUAUGCACUGAAGAAAAUUAGCACUUUUUCAUGAUUGUACUUCUGGUUAGAUAUUAAACUGCAUUUUGUUGUACUGGUUGUUGUUCCUUUUGCAACAACAAUAAAGUUGAAUCUAAUCUAAUCUAAUCUAAUCUAACAAACAUAAGGAUUGUGUAAUGAUGAAAUGUCUGACCUGCAAUACAGAAUUCGCAAGAAAGUGCAGAUAUUGCUGAUAUAAUUCCAGGGAAGGUAUUACUCUGGGAUGGAGUAACAUCAGAUGAUGACACAUUUUGUAUAUAUAUCGUGACAUUACUGACUACUUUGGACAUCCUGAGCUGUCUGUCUCAACAAGAGCACUUCGACACCAUUGCAACCAAACACUGAAACGUUGAACGUAAGUAACUGAACAUUUCAGAGGUCUAGGCUAAAGAUGAAGUUAAAUUUUUCCAAUGUAUACUUUAUGGGUCAUUCCACCUCAAUUCAAUGGAUUUUAGAGAAACUUUCUGCUUGACCAUCUCAGAUUUGCUUCAAACUUUUACCAUCUAAAGAGUAACCAUUUAAACUAACUUUGCCAAAAUAUUACCUUGGAAUACCUAAUACAUCCAGAGAAAAACAAUUUUGAACAUGGUACCCUCCGUCUGAUUAUUCACAUUUGCACCCUCAUCUAAAUCUGCAGCAAAGUUCAGAUGUCAUUAUCUCAAAAAGUUAAAGCUAAAGCUAAAGCUAAAGACUUCAAAUUUUCUAUGAAUAAUGAUUGCUACCUAUAGAUUCUACUUGUACAUUUGUAAGCUGUAUGUGUUGAUACUGACUGUGUUUCAAUCUUGUGAAAUCAGAAGAAAAAAUGCAGAUUAUUUUCAAACCCCUACAUUGGAUGCCCCAUUACACAAGUUUUGAAAAAGUAAUUAGGAGGUGUCUAUAUUGCAUUUUUGUUGGAAAUAUAGAAACACAAAACUGAAAAUGAAUCAAUUUGGAUGAUAUUUGAUCUGCCCAUUACAGGGGUAUGACAGGCUAUACCAAUGAAUUGAACGGAUCUCCAGAAAGAGUAUGGAAUGGGGUUUUAGACUGUGAAAUUUCAUGAUGGUAUUAUGGCUAUGGUUAUUGAAGUUAGUUUAAAUGGUUACUCUUUAGGUGGUACAGAAAGCCGUAUAUAAAGGAAGUGAACUUUUGCGGUUUCAAGGUAAACUUAAUUUGCUUACAGAGCACAAUACAUCUUAGCUAGACAAACAAAAAGGAGUAAUUGACAGAAAGGUAGGCCACUUGGUGUUUUGGAUAGUAUGUGGUGUAAACAUUCUGCUUAUUAUCACUUAAAGAUUCUUAGUUCUUACAGAUGUACGAUAAAUGUAUGUUGAUAGAGACUAAAAACGAUGUAAGUGCAUGAUGUAUCUGAUCUUACAAAUUGUUACUUUUUAUAUGCACAAUAAAUACAACAAAUUCCUAU
This is a messenger RNA of Sardina pilchardus (European sardine), 6912 nucleotides long. RefSeq names its product E3 ubiquitin-protein ligase TRIM39-like. The coding region runs from base 251 to 1912 and encodes 553 amino acids. Gene Ontology annotation, molecular function: protein binding. The transcript is spliced from 7 exons. The record is from RefSeq and is a predicted model, not a curated record. NCBI's taxonomy places the organism in Eukaryota, Metazoa, Chordata, Actinopteri, Clupeiformes, Clupeidae.